Messenger RNA from Effrenium voratum, 387 nucleotides. NCBI's taxonomy places the organism in Eukaryota, Dinophyceae, Suessiales, Symbiodiniaceae. The record is from the annotation of a GenBank genome assembly.
AUGAAGAUAUCUGAGCUGGUCCAAAAUAUUCAGGAGAAUGACGGGUUCGCAGACAAGUUUGAAUCCAUGCGGAGAAGCGGGACGCAGUUCUCCAUCAUGUACCCUGCGCGCAGAUACCGCCACGAGAAGCCAGACUUGAAAGUUCUUCUGGAGAGGAAGGAGGAGAUGUAUGUUGACGUGGCGGAAGUUCUGACAUGGCAAUCUCUCAAGCGCUUUUGCGACUUGAAUUUCGCGAGCAAGAAGUUCAAGAAUGACCAGCAGAGGAAGGCCUUCCUCUUAAAGCAGAAUAUCCGUCUUCAGAAAGAUGAGAGGGGCGUUGAGGGAGUUGCCGUUGCCAAAGAUGGGGCUUCAGAUGAGAAGGAAAUCAAGAUCGGCAAGCGCCUCUGA